AUGGGUACUGUAGAACAGAAAAGCACUCAUACUUCCCCUCCAACAUCUCCUAUUUCAAGGGCGAGAUCGAUUUCAGGAUCUAUUAAAAGUUUAUUCAAACCUUCAAGUGUUCAGAAUAGUACGCCCACAGUUUCACCUCAUGAAUCUUCACCACCUUUAGGAAACAGUGAUAAUUUGAAAAAAUUGGUUGAUACCAAAAGAGCUGAAUUGAGUUCUUCUCGUGGAGCUCCUCCUGUGAAUGUCAACAAUGUUAGUAAUCUAAGUAUCAACACAGAUGUUCGUCCAGCUGAUGACCAACCACAGGUGAAGUCUGCAAAGAGCCCAAUAAUUCAAACUCCUAAAAUGGCAAUGAAUAUUGUUCCACAAAAUAUUAAAAGUGUUCUAAGUUCACCAAGACAGAGUAGCUCUACGAAUGAUAGAAGUUCAAUAACUUCAGCAACAUCUUCUGUUACUUCAGCCAAUGACCAAAAAGAAAAGAAUUAUGGAUCUGGAAAUGGAAGUGCGGAUGAUAUACCCAUUGCACAACUAAGGCUAUCAGAACAAGACAGGGCUCAAGAUUAUACAAUCGAUAAUGCCCUAGAUACAAAAGAUAAAUCAAAACCUGUAAAGAGGAAUAAUUCGACUUCUGCUUUUAGGGGUAGGAAGGAUAAGAAUUUUGAAUCAUCGGAAUAUGAAAUUAGAUCCAAUUCAUUAUCAAGAAUUCAUUCAACCCCUCAAAAUGAAAGCCCAACAGUUAACAAUAUUCAUAGAGGUCGUCCAUAUUCUGAAUCAAUAUCUAUAUCGUCCCUCAAACACAUAGAACAGGAAUCCAAGUGUAUUUUGCAAGUGGAUAACUUUAAAGUAUUUGAAAAUGGUAUGCAUGUUCAUAAUCUGAAGAUCAUGCCAAUCGUGAAGAGUGCACAAGCUGAUGCGGCAAAUGACCAUGAUAGUAACGAAUUGAACAAACAAAAGUCAAUGUUUUCGUUAACUUCUAUUUUUAAGAGCCAUAAGGAGGAUUCAGGAGUAGACAAUAGUCCAUUGGAAAAUUUGGAUAAUGCAGUGUCAUUAUUACCUUCCAUUAAGAAUAUGGCUGUGUACAAUAGGAAGAGAAAUAUAAGCAGUUCAACAGCUGGUACUGGUGGUUCAGAUUCAGAUUCAAUUCCUGACGAUUUAUCGGAGAGAAUGGUCAAUCCUUGUGCAGCAAUCGGAGCCGAGGAAUUAAAACUAAUUAAUACUCUUUCUGAAAGAAUUAACGAUGCAAUAUUAUGUAAAUCUGGAAAAAAGUCAUCUCACAUGUUAAAGGAAAAGGACCCUGAUGCAAUGACUUUUACUCAACUAUAUGGUAAAUCGAUGGGUGUUGUUCUUGGGCAUGGUGCUUAUGGUGUCGUUAGAUUAUUUUCAAGAAAUGCUACAGAACGUGAUCCGCAGUACUUACAGACAUACUGUAAUGGUCAAAAGAUGUUCUUUGCCGUUAAAGAGUUAAAGCCAAAAUCAAGUGAACCAAAAGAAAAAUUUAGUACAAGAAUAACUUCUGAAUUCAUAAUAGGACAUUCAUUAAAUCAUUCGGAAAAGAAAGGUGGUAGCAAAUACUCUCCAAAUAUUAUCAGAGUACUUGAUUUAUUAGAAAUUAGUAGCGGCUCCUUUAUUGAAGUUUUGGAAUUUUGUCCAUCCGGUGAUUUAUAUAAUAUAUUAACCAGGAAGACAAAAAAUGGAACUGCUCUGCAUCCAUUAGAAGCUGACUGUUUUAUGAAACAAUUGUUGACAGGUGUACAAUAUAUGCAUUCACAUGGUGUAGCACAUUGCGAUUUAAAACCAGAAAACAUUCUGUUCCAUCCAAAUGGUUUAUUGAAGAUUUGUGAUUUUGGUACAAGUUGUGUGUUCCAAACUGCAUGGGAAAAAAAUGUCCACUUCCAAACUGGUGCCGUUGGUUCCGAACCUUACGUUGCACCUGAGGAGUUUAUUCAUGAUUUUAAUUAUGAUCCAAGAUUGGUAGAUUGCUGGAGUUGUGGUGUUGUAUAUUGCUCUAUGGUAUUAGGCCAUUAUUUAUGGAAAUUGGCUGUAAAAGAAAAAGAUCCACUAUAUAAAGCAUUUUAUGAGGAAAUAUCUUCCAAUAAAGAAUUUUACGUAUUUGAAGAAAUGAGACACGUUAACCAUGAAAUUAAUAGACUCAGAAAAAUUUCGUUAUAUAAAAUCUUCCAACCUAACCCGGAUAAGAGAAUAACAAUAGAUCAAUUAUUGCAAUCUCCAUGGAUGAAGAACACUAGAUGUUGUAUUGAUUACAAGACUAUUUCAAGUUAG
This is a messenger RNA of Vanderwaltozyma polyspora DSM 70294, 2277 nucleotides long. RefSeq lists its product as uncharacterized. NCBI's taxonomy places the organism in Eukaryota, Fungi, Ascomycota, Saccharomycetes, Saccharomycetales, Saccharomycetaceae. The coding region runs from base 1 to 2277 and encodes 758 amino acids. Gene Ontology annotation, molecular function: protein serine/threonine kinase activity; ATP binding. The record is from RefSeq and is a predicted model, not a curated record. Gene Ontology annotation, biological process: intracellular monoatomic cation homeostasis; protein phosphorylation; intracellular signal transduction. The transcript has a single exon.